UGUUUUAAUUUCUUUUUCAUUUACAAGCAAUUUUUUUUUUUUGUAAAUCAUCUGUAAUUAUUUUUUUCGGGUGCUUAUCUGUACACAUAAAAUUGUGUUAGAAAUCAAUAACAUCGUAUCAACACAAAUUAACAUUACUUUCACUACAUUAAUUUUAUUCAAAAAAUCAAUGAUUUACCUAUUACCAGCCAUAUGUCUUUAUAUAAAACUUGUUGAAGCCACCAAUAUAUCCAGCGGUUUUUUGAUGACGCUUUCUUAUAUAAAUGGCUCUAGUAAAAAUUCUUCUCCAAAAUGUUUGAUGAGGGAAACAUUUUCUAAAAUUCCUAUCGUGAAAAGUGUUUCAUGUACAGCACUUUUUUCAGAAAAUCCUGCGGCUCACUGGUAUUGGUUUGAGGAUGGAACUAUUAGAACAAAAGAUAAUUUUUGUUUGACAAGAAAUCCUUCACUAGCCUCACGUACUCCACUCCCACUGCGUAUUCCUAUAUAUCUUGAGGGAUGUAGUAAAAAUAAAGCAUAUCGCCAACAACAAUGGCAACAUCAUGAGAAUCGUUUUUUACCCUGCCAUGAAAAAAAAAAGGUUGCAGACAACAUUGUGCAGUUAUCUGAAUGGAGUCAAACCACUCUUAUUGGAGAACCAAUAAGUCUAUUGGAUAAAUACAACUACCAGCGACCUAUCGACGAAAAUUCAAUGAGGUUUAUAGAGGCUCGUCGCUUUAUACCGAAUGAUUCGGAGGAUAUACCGCGAAUACAAUCGUACUCACAACUAUCUUUCAACAAAUCAAAAGAACUGAAUUCAUGGAUUGAAAAAAUCAAUUUAAUAGUAAAAGAUAUUUACCACGAUUUCCACUCUACACCAGCCCAUAUAGGUCGAGGAGCUGCCUUUCAAAUAAGAGAGUCAACUACAUUGGAAGAAUCAGCCACGUUAUUGUUACCAAAAUUUAAGUUGACUCCUGAAUUGCUUGAUAACGUUGAAAUCAAUAAUGGAGUUCCUCUAAGCGUUCGUGCAUCUGGCUAUAUAGUUGCUCCAGAGGAUGGAAAUUAUUCUUUUUUUGUUAGUGAUUUAAAUAGCCAAUUGAAAUUGACGGUCAAUGGACAAAAUAUUAUCAAUCAAUGGGCAGCACCGCUUUUGGGCUACGUCAAAUCGUCUCCAUCUCUUCCCGUUAAACAAGGAGAUGUACUGCACGUUGAUAUAAGCGCAACAGGUGUUAUGGGGUUGCCGCAAUUCACUUUGAAAUGGAUGAUUAAUGAAAAAGAACCCAUGGAAGAGAUACCUGUUGAUAAAAUUUCUCCAAGCCUCCUUGAACCCAUUUGUCCUUUAAGUACAAUAAAACGUAUCUCUUGUUCGACUACUUUUGAAAAGAUAGAAAGUAAACAAAAAGUAAACAAGGUAAAGUGUCCUAGUGGAUGUCUUUUUAGUAAAAACAAGAUUCCUCCUAUCUAUGGAAGUCCUGGUUGCUAUUCUUUAUCCAGUUCUGUUUGCAUGGCUGCUAUCCACAGUGGAGUUAUUUCCGAGAGAGGUGGAGCGAUUCUUAUCGAAAUUGAUAGGGAAAUUGAAAAGGCUCAAUAUGAAGGUGUUCCAGGGUUUAUUAUAGCAUCUGAAGAUGGCCCGGCUGAUUCAGGUAAUUUUCAUUCGUUGAAAAUCUCAGUUACUAAUGUUAAUUUAUUUGCGUGUUUAUCAGGCUGUGGCUCUGUAUCGAUGCCUGUGGAGGAUACUUCAGUAAACUUUUUAGAGGAAGUAGAAGUUGUGAAUUUGAACGAUAUACUUAACAAAAAGAUAGUUGAUGCAAAAUGGUCUGGAAUGAAGGGUAUUCCUACAGGUUACAAAUUUUUGUUGUUGGGGAGACAAGAAAGUAACUCGAACUAUAUUACAAAUGUUCGACUAGAAUGCGAUAAUUCUCCAUCGCAAAACCUUUUUGGUAGUUUAAGAGAAAACUCCGUUGAGAUUGGUACCGACGCGCGUUUACUCUAUAGUCUCUCCAUUGAUAAGCCGACAAUGAUUUUGGCUAAUAUGUUUCUCAUCACGAGUGGAUCAGAAACCGAUCCUUUACCUGUAUCAAGCAAUUGGAAUCGUUUCACAUGUCAAACAUUAGAACAAACCAUUUCUCUAUACGUUCAAUAUACCGAACGAACGCACGAAGCACUGUAUCCAAGUGCAACGAUUGAAUGUGAAACAAGCUUUGCGGACCUUGCUUCCCCUUUGUCUACCUUUGUCGUGCAAUGUCCUCGCUUUUGUAUCAAAAGUCUUGCGCCAGUAAUAGGUCAUCACACAUAUGCGGCAGGCAGUUCUGUGUGUCGAUCAGCAAUUCAUGCUGGCGUUAUAGCUCAUGCUGGAGGCAAUGUCAUGGUAACAAGGUUACCAAUAUCAGAGAUCGUUUCAUGGAGUUCAAAUCGCAACGGAAUUACGUCACAAAAAGAAACUAGAAAAACUACCUUGUUUACCGUGGAUAUAAAUUCAGGAAGGCACUGCCUUUAUCCUGAGAAUACUGGAAACCUUGUUCACUUUCCUCAAAGUUCGCCGGACAAUAAAAGUUGGGAAUCGUUUCGUCAAAAACAUCAAACUAUAAGACCACAUAAUUUUUCCUUCUCUACUGUCAAAAAGACUAAUGAAUUGUGGAACUUUCGUCAAGAGCCAAAGCUCUCCUCAGAUUCAAUCGUUUCGUCUAAUAUUGCAAACGAAACAGAACAUAUUGCAAAUACUCUUCAACAAACUACGAUCAAACUGGAACAUUAUAACGACGCAAUCAAGCUAAUUGAAUCCCUUAUACAUACAAAACUAAGAGAGAUUGAACAAAGUAUACUUCAACUAGAAACGGAAUUAAGCACUAGUUCACCAAAAGGACCUCCAGCAUUCUCAGAUUACGACAAAUCAAACGUUUUGUAUAACGACUGGCUUGUUGUGGACGCUCCUGAUGCAGCUCUUGGCCCUUCUGCAUGGUAUUUAUCCACACAAACUAGUGAAGGGUUAGUAAAGGGAUUAUAUCAAACUUCAUCUAUUGUUUCCAACACGUCUUAUGGUUCAUUUUUGGUAUACCGUCACCAUUCUUACAACAAGGGAUUCAUAAGCGCUCGAUUUCAGUUAUCCGAUGAAGGAUACGGAACAUUUGGUUUCAUAGUCAAAUAUUUCAACGAUAAAAAUUUUAUUGCACUUGACAUUUCUAAAGUAGCUUCCGGAGACUGUUUCAUUUCUAUUCGUCAAAUGGAAAAUGGCAUCUUGAGUCCACCACAUAAUCCUGUUACUUACACAUUACCAACUUCUCGCUGGAUUCGUGCUUCCGCAGAUUUUUCACCCAGCUUAAUACGAUUCUUUGUAAAUGAUGGGGAAGUCAAAACGGGUCUUAAGUUAAAGAAGGCAUUCAUGGGUGGUUACGUAGGAUUUCUUACUAGAGGAUUAUCUUCACAAACUCAUGUUAUUUGGGAUACAAUUCUUUGCGGGCCUCUAUGGGAAGAAUCUACUUUUUCUUUACAAAAUGCUUUUGGCUCUGAGUAUGAGAAAUUACAAAGCAUCACGUUAUCCGAUAACACUACUGAAGUUAAUCCCAUGUUUCCCUUACCCGUCCACCAUAAUAUUACGUCUAUACCUUCUAAUGAAAACGCAUUUCCUACCUUCAAUGCAACGACCGAGCUUUAUAUAAAUGAUGAGAACAUGGUAGAUACACAAGCAAGCGAAGAGCUGAUUUUAAAACACACAGCAGGAUGCGUAUCAGAAAUGAGUGAUUCAUUAACAUCUCAACAUGACGAAAUUUGGUCUCCCUUUUGUGAAACACCCGCACCAAGUACUUGGUUAUAUCAAAAAUCCUUUCUUAAAGGAACAUCUUGCUCUGAAAAUAAUUCGGCUUAUCUCUUGCUGAUUCCUACACUAUGUACCAACACAGACUUCGAUUCAUCUUCUCUUAGUCUUAAAUUAAAACAUCAAUCGAAAGCAGGAAUGAUUUUUCGAAAAAAGUCUCAAACGGAUUAUUUUUACGUAUUUGUUGACAUAAAUGAGAACACUGGGCCGCAGGUUGGUAUAGAAGAUAGAAAUGAAGCGGAAUCUCAAAUUUUUCUUACUGGUACACAAAAUCAUUUAAUGUCCGACGUCUGGUAUCAGUUACACGUUACCGAUUAUAAGUCGUAUAUAACGGUUCUCUUGGACAACCGUCUUGUUCUUCAAGUUCGCACCCGAAAUGGGAAUGGUGGCUACGGAUUGAUAGUGGAACGAGGAUCAGCUGACUUUCGUGGUUUUCAAUGGAAUCAUCCUCCAAGACAAUAAAACGUCUUUGUGACAUUGAAUACAAUUUUUUAAUCGGUCCUAACACCACUGUUACAAAAAAAAGAUGAAUAUAACUUUUUGAACAGUGUGUUACCAUGCAAAAGGUAUAAAAAUAAUUUUUUACGCAGUUUCUAAAGGAAUUGUUUUUUGGACUGGGUAAAACCGGGCAACAACUUUUUAAAAAAUGUAUCAUUGGAUUACAAGUUAAUUCAACUUUUUGUAAAGUUAUCAAAGGGUAUUUUUUUUUUAUCUUAAUAAAAUUUUUAAUUAGACUAUAGAAAUUCUCUUGUUAUCAUAACUCUAAAAAAGAAAAGAAUCGUGUAUUUUGUUUUAUUCGACUAAGUCCUUUAAUUUAUACCUGUUUAAAUGUAUGAUUUAAAAAAAUUCAAACCUAUCGUUCAAAUUUAAAGGAAACGGAGGAAAGAGACUACAUGCAAUCUUAGUAAGGUUAGGAAGCUAAAUCCAAAGUAUGAAUGUAUUUCUGUGUGAUGUGAAAGUGGUGGUGCAUAUUUUUUCUUGCGUA
Molecule: messenger RNA, 4772 nt
Organism: Hylaeus volcanicus
Lineage: Eukaryota; Metazoa; Arthropoda; Insecta; Hymenoptera; Colletidae
Exons: 33
Coding region: 170-4249 (1359 amino acids)
Source: RefSeq, a predicted model, not a curated record